AGGAAGUGGGAUCAAAACAAAGGAGCGACCGCCGGGAGCGGACCUACCUCUUGUCGUCUCCUUUCAGCGCGCGUCCGGACCCUGACCGCCCACCACAGGGAGCCGCUAAGUAUGUCCAACAUGGAGAAACACCUGUUCAACCUAAAGUUCGCGGCCAAAGAACUGGGCAGAAGUGCCAAAAAAUGUGAUAAGGAGGAAAAGGCUGAAAAGGCCAAAAUUAAAAAGGCCAUCCAGAAGGGCAACAUGGAAGUUGCGAGAAUACACGCCGAAAAUGCCAUCCGCCAGAAGAACCAGGCAGUGAAUUUCUUGAGAAUGAGUGCGCGAGUCGAUGCCGUGGCUGCUCGAGUCCAGACGGCAGUGACGAUGGGCAAGGUGACUAAGUCGAUGGCUGGUGUGGUUAAGUCGAUGGAUGCGACAUUGAAGACCAUGAACCUGGAGAAGAUUUCUGCUUUGAUGGACAAAUUCGAGCACCAGUUUGAGACGCUGGACGUCCAGACGCAGCAGAUGGAAGACACGAUGAGCAGCACUACGACGCUGACCACUCCCCAGAACCAAGUGGAUAUGCUGCUCCAGGAAAUGGCAGACGAGGCGGGCCUCGACCUCAACAUGGAGCUGCCGCAGGGGCAGACCGGCUCCGUGGGCACAAGCGUGGCUUCGGCCGAACAGGACGAACUGUCCCAGAGACUGGCCCGCCUUCGGGAUCAAGUGUGAUGGCAGUACCCACUCUGAGGUUUCCUAGACGUAUCUACCCUUGGAAACGCUCUGUAUAUUAGAGAACUACUGUAUCCUCUUGAAACUGAACAUGGCAGAAUGGUGACAUGCCUGCUCUUCUACCUGUCGGGAUUAAACCCUCUCCAGAUACAUUAGGAAAUCUCAGCCUUUCUUCACUCUUAACUGGACUUUAAAGUUCUGUAGAGCUUGUGAUGAUGUGUAUUUUUAUAGCUGCCUUUUAACAGAACUAGUUAAUUUGCUGUGUAUGAAUCUUUAUCAAAAAUUUGGUCAAAACUCCAAUUCCAGUGUAUUCAUUUUUCUGCCCAGAAUUAUCGAAUUGAAGGUGGUGGGGGAUUUUAAUUUAUUGUGAUUGAUAAUGUUUAGAAUGACAGGUGGUGCGUAAAAGUUGAAGACGGGAAUAAUUACUUAGUUUUGUUACACGACUAUAAACACUUUAUUCAACUUAUUCAGUGGGCAGUACUAUUUCAUUAUAUCCUUUGGGUGUUUUUUUGGUUUUUGCUAUCAAAGUAAGACCUCAUUUGACUGUUCUCAUAACUUAUACAAAAUCUGAUCUCAUAUUAAAAUUACCCUAAGACA
Molecule: messenger RNA, 1308 nt
Organism: Otolemur garnettii (small-eared galago)
Lineage: Eukaryota; Metazoa; Chordata; Mammalia; Primates; Galagidae
Gene: CHMP1B
Product: charged multivesicular body protein 1B
Exons: 1
Coding region: 112-711 (199 amino acids)
Biological process (GO): late endosome to vacuole transport; endosome transport via multivesicular body sorting pathway; protein transport
Cellular component (GO): ESCRT III complex; multivesicular body
Source: RefSeq, a predicted model, not a curated record